AUGGACCCUCGACCGUUAGACGAUGAAGCCGAAGAAAUCAGAAAAGAGAUCAAGGCAUUACUACCACAAGUCACCACAAUUGAAGAAGAUAAAAACGGAAAUAAGAAGUACGGGGGGGAUGCGCUUUUGAUGUUGAUUUCGCGUAUGAAAAUCGCUCUCGGCAUUGAUGAGAACUGGGAAGGACGCUUGAGACAUUGGAAGAAUCCUACAAAACUAAAUCUUCCAAACUCGGCAUACCUUAUCCCAAUACCGAAAGGGAUUGUAGUGAACGGGUGGCUAUUGAAGGACGGACAUUUCGUGCAAGUUAAUAUUAACCCAGUUGUGGGUGCUGGUACGACUACGUUAAUUGUUGCGCCUCGCUGA
Molecule: messenger RNA, 363 nt
Organism: Penicillium griseofulvum
Lineage: Eukaryota; Fungi; Ascomycota; Eurotiomycetes; Eurotiales; Aspergillaceae
Exons: 2
Coding region: 1-363 (120 amino acids)
Source: RefSeq, a predicted model, not a curated record